Molecule: messenger RNA, 2188 nt
Organism: Oncorhynchus mykiss (rainbow trout)
Lineage: Eukaryota; Metazoa; Chordata; Actinopteri; Salmoniformes; Salmonidae
Molecular function (GO): protein binding
Source: RefSeq, a predicted model, not a curated record
CAGACAGACAGGGAGCUAAACCUCUUGGAGAGUUCAACACUGAAGAAGUCUGCCAAUGGUUCAGCAGCAUCGGCCUGCACAAAUGCCUUACCUACAUCAGAGAGGCAGAGCUGUGUGGAACUGAUAUAACCUCAAUAGACCUGACGACCCUGGAGGUUCUUCACAUCUCCAGUCUGGAGGAGAGAGAGCAGCUCCUAUCAGCUGUUUACAGAGAGCUACACCCGCCCAGCACCACCUCACAGAGACUGGACUCCCUGUUGGAAACUGUUGGUCCUAACAACGUAGAGAAAUUCACAGCAGCAUUGGUCGCCAUGAGCCAAUCAAAGUCCUUCCAACGUGUAAGCUGCCUCAACAUGAAUCAAACAAAAUCCUUUAAAUUCAGAUGCAAAAGCCCUAACCCUGUGAACCAGAGGACCUCUCUGCUGAUGGAGAUCACCAUAAAUGCGUCGGUGCAGAUAGUCCACCUGCGGACCCCCAGGGAAACCACGGUGGGGAAGGUGAUGGAGUCCUGUCUAAGGAUGCUAGGAAUGACCGAGGACAAGGACCUCUUCAGCCUCACAGACAAACCAGGUUCUUCAGAGGAGCUGUCAUCAGACCUGCAGAUAGUUGACUUGGCAAGCUCAGAGAACAAAUAUCUAGAGUUGUAUCUGUGCAAAAAGAAUAAACCUAAAGGUGUUGUCAAGCCCCAAUCCCCAGCUCCUUCUUUCAACGGGUCCCUUGGUGACGGUCCAGUCAAUCAAACCCGCCAGGUACAAGGGGUCAGCCAGCCAGGUAAAGAGAAAAAGAUACGCGAACUCAAUGAACAGGUGGACUCUCUACAGAACGUCAUCCUGCAGGUUCAGGAGAUCCACCACGGGCUGGUAGCAUUCUGUUCAGAGCUGAAGAGAAUGGAUGGGGAGGUGGAUCUGUCAGGGCUGAGAUCCCCAGAGCUGAAGCAGCGCCUUGGGCUGGCUCUGGGACUGCUCAGGGACAAGAGACACAGUCUAAAGAGCCUCCGAGAGUCCAUGAGAAACACAGCCGUUCGCAGGAAUGAGCGAUCAGAGGUUCGUCUUCUGGAUAAGAUGAAGCUGAACUGUCAGGUGUUUAAAGAAGAAAUCUCUCUGGUGCACCUCAAUCGACAAGUAGCCCAUCUACAGAAAGCACUUCAGGACAGCCAAGUCAAGGAGAGAUCCCUCCAGUCCCAGUCUCACCAGAGGAAGUGUUCUACCCUGGGCCAACUGGUCACUCCCCAGUGUCCUGCCAUGCUACUGGUUGUCCAGGAGAGCCGUGGGAAAGAUGGGCGGUAUGGAUUCACCUUCCAACUCUCACAGGACAGAGGACUGGUGGUGAUACAGGUGGACAACUCACAUUCACCCCUCUGUCUGGAGGACAGAUUGGUGGAGGUGAACGGGGUACCAGUGGUGGACCACAGCGAACAGGAGUUGAGCACCCUACUCCUCCUGGGACCCAGUGCUCAGAUAGUGGUUCUGAGGAGACCUCCUCCUCCUGGGACCCAGUGCUCAGAUAGUGGUUCUGAGGAGACCUAAUCCUCCUGGGACCCAGUGCUCAGAUAGUAGAUCUGGGGAGACCUCCUCCUCCUGGGACCCAGUGCUCAGAUAGUGGUUCUGAGGAGAACUCCUACUCCUGGGACCCCAGUGCUCAGAUAGUGUUUCAGAGGAGACCUCCUCCUUCCCGCUUCAGACCUAGAAGACCCCCCUCCUGUUAGUCCCACCCCCAUCCUCCCAGCCCCAGAAGAGCCCCUCCUAUUAGUCUCACCACCAGUCACCAUCCCAGUAGAACCACCUCCUAGCUCUCCUCCUCCCAGUCCCAGUCCGAGCAGACCCCCUCCUAGCUCUCCUCCUCCCAGUCCCAGUCCGAGCAGACCCCCUCCUAGCUCUCCUCCUCCCAGUCCCAGUCCCAGUAGACCCCAUCCUAGCUCUCCUCCUCCCAGUCAAAAUCCCAGUAGAAUCCCUCCUAGCUCUCAUCUCAGUCUCAGUCCCAGUAGACUCCCUCCUAGCUCUCCUCCUCCCAGUACCCAUCCCAGUAGAACCCCCUCAUAGCUCUCCUCCUCCCAGGGCCAGUCCGAGCAGAACCCCUCCUAGCUCUCUUCCUCCCAGUCCCCAACCCAGUAGACCCCCUCCUAGCUCUCCUCCUCCCAGUCCCCAUCCCAGUCGAUCCCCUCCUAGCUCUCCUCCUCCCAGUCCCCAUC